Messenger RNA from Clarias gariepinus (North African catfish), 1796 nucleotides. Its product is annotated as E3 ubiquitin-protein ligase TRIM35-like. The transcript has 6 exons. NCBI's taxonomy places the organism in Eukaryota, Metazoa, Chordata, Actinopteri, Siluriformes, Clariidae. Bases 82 to 1491 code for a protein of 469 amino acids. The record is from RefSeq and is a predicted model, not a curated record. Gene Ontology annotation, molecular function: zinc ion binding; protein binding.
AAGAGACAGAGAGAAAGAGAGAGGGGUUUAGGAUUAAUAGCUAAGAAUAACUAGAACUUAGGACAAGUUUAAGCUUUAUCAAUGGCCUCAGGUUCAGCCCUUUUUGAGGAUUAUCUUCAGUGUCCUGUGUGCCGUGAUGUCUUCAGCGAUCCCGUGCUCCUCAUGUGUUCUCACAGCUUCUGUCGCCUCUGUCUGGAACAGUUCUGGCAACACGCCGAGUCUUCCACAUGUCCGCUGUGCAGGACGAGCUCGUCAGUGAAUCAUCCUCCAUGUAAUCUCGCUCUGAAGAACCUGUGCGAGGUUUUCAUACAGGAGAGCAACCAAAAUGCUUCAGCCAGAGCUGAGCUUCUCUGCACACAGCAUAACAUGAAGCUCACACACUACUGUCUGGAGGAUAAGAAGCCCGUGUGUGCGGAGUGUCAAAUCUCAAAAACACACCAUAAGCACUGCUUUAAACUGCUCGAUGAAGUGGCCGUGGAUCUGAGGUCGGACUUGAAAAGAAAACUGGCAUCACUGAAGGAGCGAAUGAAACUCUUCCAAAAUGCAAAACACACUUGCAUUCAAGCUGAGCAUUACAUUAAGUGUCAGGCCCACUCUACUGAGUCUCUGAUAAGGAGAGAGUUUGAGAAGAUUCACAUGUUUCUCUGGGACGAAGAGGCCGCUCGAGUCUCUGCCCUGAGGGAGGAAGAGGAGCAGAGAGUUCAGUCAGUGGUGAUGAAGAUGACCCAAAUUAACAGAGAUAUUUUAGUUUUAUCUGACAAAGUUACAGCUAUUGAGGAAGGAAUAGAAGCAAACAACAUUUUAUUUCUGCAGAACCAUGAAGCUACUGUGAAAAGAACUGAGUGUGAGCAAACGGAUCCUGAGAUCAACUCUGCAUCACUGAUUGAUGUGGCAAAACAUCUGGGCAACCUGAGGUUCCGAGUGUGGGAGAAGAUGCUGAGUAUUAUCAAAUACACUCCUGUUACCCUUGACCCCAACACGGCUCACCCCUGUCUACACCUGGAUGAAAAUCUGACCCGAAUGGAGCUUCGUACUGGGAGUCUCGAACUUCCUUUGAACCCUCUGAGAUUCAGUGACUAUUCGAGUGUCAUAGGUUCUAAGGCCUUUGAUUCAGGUAAACACAGCUGGGACGUCGAAGUUGGGAGCAGCUCGGCCUGGGCCGUCGGGGUGAUCUCCGAGUCUGCAUAUAAGCACAAAGAAAUCCUCUCCAAGCAAGGUCUAUGGCAUAUAGGAUACUACAAAGGGAAAUAUGGCCAUGGUGUGUCAGAUGAGAUGCUUACUCCUAUCAAACUGCAGGAGAAACUCCGGCGGAUCAGAGUGCUGCUGGACUGGGAUGGAGGCUGUGUUUCAUUCUUUGACCCUGACAGUGAUACUCAUGUGCAUACCUUUGUGCACACGUUCACUGAGAGAGUCUAUCCAUACUUCUGUAAUGCCUGCCCUGAUCAAGCUCUGAGAAUUGUCCCAGUGGGGCUCUCUAUUACUGAAGAGUAGUUAAUGUAGAUAUAAAACAAGUCUCAUAACUCUAAACAGAGUUGCACAAGAUAAUAAAAUUAACUGUGAUGAUACUGGUGCACUGGGCCAAAAGGUUAAACUAAUUGUCUUCCAGUUUUUUUGUUGUUGUUGUUUUAGCCCUUUCUUUUCUAUGCACCUUUAUACAACCAUCAUGCUGUGAUAACAUUUAUUUAGCAUUUUUUUCUAUAUCAGUGUUCAAGGAAUCCACUCAAUGUGAAUAAAAAACAAUGUGAUUAUAGAGUUAUGAGAGUAAAAAAUAUUUUUAUAAAAUAUUUGUAUAAAAA